Salmo salar (Atlantic salmon) is the source of this 1655-nucleotide messenger RNA. Its product is annotated as heat shock protein beta-8. Gene Ontology annotation, biological process: cellular response to unfolded protein. The record is from RefSeq and is a predicted model, not a curated record. Gene Ontology annotation, molecular function: protein homodimerization activity. NCBI's taxonomy places the organism in Eukaryota, Metazoa, Chordata, Actinopteri, Salmoniformes, Salmonidae. Gene Ontology annotation, cellular component: nucleus; cytoplasm; protein folding chaperone complex.
UUGCGCCCAGAGGCACCGUACACUUUCUGGACAUUGUUGUGCACACUCACCGUCAGGGAAAACGGUAGCCAUAUAAAACGGUCUUCCAGUCGAUAUAAGCAGCCAGUUGAUCAUGGCAGAAGACUUCUACACUCUGGGAACGCUGGGAAGUAGGCAGAGGGCCCCCCGAGACCCUUUCAGAGAGAGUCCGUCACUGGCCUCUCGGUUUAUGGACGAUGACUUUGGGAUGUCCCCUUUCCCUGAAGACUUGUCAAUGGACUGGCCCGGUUGGGCUCGGCCUAGCCGGCUCAGCACGCGGCUUUCCGCACCAUUCACGGGCACUCUGCGCACAGGGUUUCCACCAACGCGUGCAUCGACUGGGCAGCCGCCUGUGUACAGCACGAGAUACAGCGAGUCCCCCCGCAGCUCUCCGACCCAGACGCCGGGAGAGCCGUGGAAAGUUUGUGUGAACGUCCACAGCUUCAAACCAGAGGAACUUAACAUCAAAACCAAAGAUGGGUUUGUAGAAGUAUCAGGGAAACAUGAAGAGAAGCAGGAGGAAGGAGGCAUCGUGACAAAGAACUUCACAAAGAAGAUACAGAUUCCAACCGACGUUGACCCUGUGACGGUCUUCGCCUCCUUGUCGCCAGAGGGGGUGUUGAUCAUCGAGGCGCGGCAGAGCCCUCCCUACUACCUCUUCAGUAACGAAGGUCCCCAGGGAGAGAUGGAGGAGGCCAGCCAGAGCCAAGAGGCCAGGCCCCAGGAGGCCGCCAUGGUCUAGGAAGAAGCCCAGGACCGAGCUCUCUUCCCUGGGGAGACACAGGCUCACCCCGGGCCCCCCUUUCGGGACAACCAUGGCGUACAGAGCCACAUUUGACCCAAAAAUCAUGUAUGUUUGAUAAUUGGCACUAAUGUAACUCCAUAAUUGAGCAUCCAGCAGAGUAGAGGAAGAGCUAACAUGUUCAAAGCCUUGGAGAUCCUCAAAGCCUUGGAGUUCCUCAAAGCCUUGGAGAUCCUCAAAGCCUUGGAGAUCCUCAGCAUAUGUUGUAGCACCCUACAUCACCCUAUUUCCUUUGUAGACUACUUCUGACCCCUAAAUAGGGAAUAGGGUGUCAAAGAAACACCCUGAUUUUCAUUUUGAGUGUAAAGUAAUCGCUCAAUCAUCCCCCUAAAAAAAAUGUUUUUUUGUGUAUCUCUUGGUAGCCAUGCUGCUUGGUUCUCGCACCAAUUUAAUUACAAGUCACAAACUAAAUCAAUCCACUGUCUCACAGUAGCAUUGCUACUCUAUACUGGUACAGCAUGCCGUCCAUUCUAUGCUGUCCCAGGUAUAUGCAGUGCUGAACUGACCUGUUCAGAUACAGACAGAGGCUGGCUCAAGGCUGGGAGCCCAUUCUAUCUGGGUCGUUCCGUAAUGGCAUGUCUCCCUUCAGUAUUUCACACGUUAUUUGACGGAUAUGCAUCAUGCAAUGUCUUUUAUGUGUAAUUGAUCCAUUGUCAAUCAAAUUAUGUUGAAUGAGUAAAUUAAAGAAGCUCAUUGAAAUUCAUAAGCAAGUCGUACAAUAUGACUGAGUGAGAAGAUAAGUUAUAGUCUCAUUAUCGUUAUAGUGUGUGUUGAUAUUGUAUUAUACCCCAAUGUAGGUGACUGACUGUAAAUAAAUUGCACUGUAGCUUACCUA